Messenger RNA from Salvelinus sp. IW2-2015, 645 nucleotides. The record is from RefSeq and is a predicted model, not a curated record. Lineage: Eukaryota; Metazoa; Chordata; Actinopteri; Salmoniformes; Salmonidae.
AUGACUCAGCAGUCUCCAGGUCUUUGCCUGAAGACCCCGUCCGAGACCCCGUCCGAGACCCCGUCUGAAGACCCCACCCCCAUCCAAGUCCCGUCCGAAGACCCCAUCCGAGACCCAGUCCGAAGACCUCGUAUGAAGACCUCGUCCAAAGACCCCCGUCCGAGACCCCGUCCGAGACCCAUCCAAAAGUCCCUCAUCCAAAGUCCCGUCCGAGACCCAGUCUGCAGACCUCGUCCAAGACGCUCGUCCAAAGACCUCGUCCAAGAUCCCGUCCGAGACCCCGUCAAUGACGCCCGUCCGGACCCUGUCCAAAGACCCCGUCCAAAGACCCCGUCCAAAGACCCGGUCCCAAAGUCCCCGUUCGAGACCCCAUUGAUUCUCUGCAAUACAUGUGAACUCCCUAUCCUGGACAAAGUCUAUGAACCAAAGACCCGUCCGAGACCCCGUCCCAAAGACCCCGUCCAAAGACCCGUCCAAAGAAACCCCGUCCGAGACCCCGUCCAAGACCCCGUCCGAGACCCGUCCAAAGACCCCGUCCAAAGACCCCGUCCAAAGACCGCCCGUCCGGAGACCCCGUCCAAAGACCCCGUCCAAAGACCCGGUCCAAAGUCCCCGUUUCGAGACCCGUCUGAUUCUCUGCAAUAA